Messenger RNA from Dacryopinax primogenitus, 1134 nucleotides. RefSeq lists its product as uncharacterized. Gene Ontology annotation, molecular function: GTP binding. Lineage: Eukaryota; Fungi; Basidiomycota; Dacrymycetes; Dacrymycetales; Dacrymycetaceae. The record is from RefSeq and is a predicted model, not a curated record. The transcript has 3 exons. The annotation marks the transcript as partial.
UUCACCGUCACGCUCAACAACGGUAUUCAUGCUGUUACCACACCCGAGGCGAUCCUAGAGCGCGACACGGUCAUCGAGCAAGAGUUUGAGCUCAUCGAACAUCCCAAGCUUGAAUUCACAUUGACGAUCCGAGUUCGGAAGGACGAACAUAUCCUUGCUCAACUGCGUCCUCCUCCCCCUCCCCCUGUCUCACUCCCUUCCCGCGAAUCGGUCGUCACGACAAAGUCCGCGACGCCUACUCAGCGCUCUGGUUUCCGGGCCCUGUUUGGGAGUCCGAAGAAGUCAAAACAGACCCCGAAGACCUCUCCCCCUCCUCCUGUGCCUAUCCCUCGGGCACAGUCAGAGUUACCACAACCGCAGGUUGACUAUCUUGCCAAGCAUAUAGGUCCUGACGGAACGCUUGCACAAGCGAGCAUAUCUUUCAAAGAUAUCGCCAGGCGCUCCGACACGAGAAUAUUCGAGACGUCGUAUCCGCUCCUUGCACGCUCGUCUUCCUCUGUGCCUGACACAGUGACUGGCUCUUCUGUUGCUGUGCCCUCAGCACGCACUGUGGGCGAUAUUGUCCUUCAGGUGUUUAGGUUGCCACCACUGCCAGGUAUCGAACAGGACGCCCUUCCACAGAGCUUGGAAGAAUGUCAGCGCGGGCUCAGGCACGUGGCGUGGCACAAGGCUUUGUAUCAUGAAGGCAUCCUGACCCAGAAUGGUGGUGAUUGCUCGACCUGGCGCCGGCGCCGUUUCAGAGUGAUUGGGGCUGAGAUGAUUGCCUCAAAUGACGUAACCAAGAAGAUCACCGCCACGAUUGAUGUCGGCAAAGCGAUCGCUCUCGAAGAUGAUCAGGAUCCCGCGCUCAAAGUUACUACCGGCAAGACGACCAUUACCCGCAGCAUGAACUCAGACGAUGACCUGUAUUCUUAUACCGGAGUCCAGAGGAGUUUCCGGCUAAUCUUCGAGGGUGGGGAUGAGAUCGGCUUCUUUGCUGAUACCGACGAGGAGAAAGCCAAAUGGAUGGAAGUGCUGAAAUCCCGUAUCGGACGUGUUCCGACUCAUCCCCUGUGGGCGGAGAUGCUCUGGCAGCGUCAAGAGGAGCUUUCCAAACAAGCCGUUGCUGCGAGGGCCUCGGCACAGUCAAGAUAA